GCUGAACUAUGGAAUCUACGGCGUUAGUAGAGCCCUGUUUUCUACACACUCUCCGCUGAUACGAUUUUGGCGUCUGUCAUGUCCCGGGUCAUGUCUUCCUCUCUCUAGCUCUCUCUCUCUCUCUCUCUCCUGUCAGAACCACUGUCAUAGCUACUUCAUUGUCGUCGGCAUCAUCAUCGUCAUCAUCAUCGUAUUCAUCGUGACCACCAUAUUUAUUCACACCCAUGCACCUGUUGUAAGAAAUGCGAACACUACUUUAAGUAGCAGAGUAGUGUACGGCAGGGUUUACAAGUUACGGUGUCCGUUUGUGUCCUUGUAAAGUGUUUUCUCGGUGCCGCCACAGUUGAUGAAUUGGGUGUUGCCAUGGACAGUGUUCCACUAGAUCGACUUGGUACUCUUCUCAUUGUGACGCUACUGUGUAUGGUAGGACUGCGGUUCUUAAUUUCUUGGAUCAGAGAUGGGAAGAAAAUAAAGCUACCUCCUGGCCCAACUGCAUGGCCUCUAGUUGGGAGUAUACCGUUUCUGAUCAGGUCGAAGUUACCGCCCCUCGAUCUUCUGACCGCUCUGGCCGACGACCACGGGGACAUUCUGCGCCUUCGUAUCAUGACCACGGAGGUGGUCAUACUGAGCAGUUACGACAUCAUCAAAGAGGCUUACAAUCAUCCCAACCUCCAAGGCCGUCCCAGGAUAGUACCGAUUGAAGACUACAUUGGUCGUCGAAACAUAGGAGUGGCGGGUUCGUCGGGGCCUGUCUGGCGAGAGCACAGGCAAUUUGUCUUCUCAGCGUUCAGACAUUUUUCUACCGGACCGCAGAACAUAGAUCACAUCAUUCAUGUUGAAGCCAGGACGCUAGUUUCAGAAGUCUCUACGUUGUCGCGGAAGCCAUUCAAUCCACACAAGGUUUUGAACAAUGCUGUUUCAAACGUCAUUGCUGUUAUGCUCUUUGGAAAGGCCUACAACUACGCUGAUGACGACUUUAAUCAGUUGCAGGAAAUCAUCAACACCAACCUUCAGGAGGCUGCCUCGGGAGGGAUUUAUCUCUUCAUUCCUUUCUUGGCGAAGGUUCCAUUCAGCCCGGCCAACAAAAUCAAGCAAGGGAUUAAGAGAUUUACCGACUUCACGAAGAAGAUCGUCAAUGAACACCGACACGUUUUCGAGCCCGAUCAUCCGCGUGACAUCAUCGAUUUGUACCUGAAGAAAAUACAAGAAGAUCAUGAGGGAGGCAUUGAAUCUUCAUUCGACGAGACAAACCUUCAUGUGUUGUGCGGAGAUCUUUUCGGGGCCAGCACCGAAACAACAAACGCCUCCCUCAAAUGGUCCAUCCUCUACAUGAUGAUACACCCCGAGGUCCAGACUAAGGUGCAAGAGGAACUAGACCGUGUCGUGGGACGAGACCGGCUCCCAGAACUAGAUGAUCGUGCUAGUCUUCCCUUCACUUUGGCAACGCUACACGAAAUCCAACGCAUGGGACACGUGUUUCCGCUUAGUAUUCCGCAUGCGUGCACCGCUGAUAUGAGAUUGGCUGACUACGAUAUUCCAGAAGGCACAUUGGUCGUGUCGAACCUUUGGCGGUUGUCACGGGACAGCAGACUCUGGUCUGAUCCGGAUGAAUUUAGGCCAGAUCGGUUUCUGAAUGAGAGUGGUGAUUGUAUUAAGCCAGAAGCACUCAUCCCAUUUAGUAUUGGAAAGAGAGUGUGCAUUGGAGAGUCCAUCGCGAGAAAAGAGAUUUUUGUCUUCUUCUCAAGCCUUCUCCACCGAUUCCACUUCUCUAUCCCCGCAGGCGGCCGUCCUCCGUCGCUCCAGGGUCGGCUUGGACUUGUCUAUGACACACAGGAUUACAUAACAUGUGCGUCUCCGAGAACGUAGAUGUCUGAUGAAACAGUACAAGAGGAAGAAUUUUAAUUUCCUUUUGUCUGUCAUGUAAUCAGAUUGGCUUGACCUCCUGGGCGACGUUUCACCUCGCUGCCUACUUCGUGUGACCUUUUAGCGUCUUCCGAAAGCGCUAUUAUAAUUAUUCCGCUAAUGAUCGCUAAACGCCGGAAAUACGUCGAUUCGAACAUACCCUAAUUAGGUCUUUACACAUAUACUGCAACGACCUUUGUAGAUGGGGGUGGGAGG
Molecule: messenger RNA, 2118 nt
Organism: Strongylocentrotus purpuratus (purple sea urchin)
Lineage: Eukaryota; Metazoa; Echinodermata; Echinoidea; Camarodonta; Strongylocentrotidae
Product: cytochrome P450 2U1
Exons: 8
Coding region: 364-1866 (500 amino acids)
Biological process (GO): xenobiotic metabolic process
Cellular component (GO): cytoplasm; intracellular membrane-bounded organelle
Molecular function (GO): heme binding; oxidoreductase activity, acting on paired donors, with incorporation or reduction of molecular oxygen, reduced flavin or flavoprotein as one donor, and incorporation of one atom of oxygen; iron ion binding
Source: RefSeq, a predicted model, not a curated record